Trichomonas vaginalis G3 is the source of this 573-nucleotide messenger RNA. Its product is annotated as protein C-terminal S-isoprenylcysteine carboxyl O-methyltransferase protein. The transcript has a single exon. The coding region runs from base 1 to 573 and encodes 190 amino acids. Gene Ontology annotation, cellular component: membrane; endoplasmic reticulum. Gene Ontology annotation, biological process: C-terminal protein methylation. NCBI's taxonomy places the organism in Eukaryota, Parabasalia, Trichomonadida, Trichomonadidae. Gene Ontology annotation, molecular function: protein C-terminal S-isoprenylcysteine carboxyl O-methyltransferase activity. The record is from RefSeq and is a predicted model, not a curated record.
AUGGAUUAUAUUUUCUUCACUCUAUUAUUUGUAUUGAUAUGCUAUCAUGUUGCAGAAUACGUCAUUCACAAAGCAAUUCAUCCUGAUAUAACAGAUAAACGCUCAUUUCUUAUCACUUGGCAAUACUUAGUAGCAUUUUCAGUUGGAUGUAUCGAAUAUUUCAUUGAAUCAUUAAAAUUCUACAAUUUCAAGCACAAUAAGAGCAAUCCUAUGAUUUGGAUUGGCGCUUUUUCCAUUAUAAUAGGACUAUAUAUUCGAUUUGCAGCAAUAUUACAUGCAGGAAAAGCAUUCACACACCAACUUUCAAGAGCGAAGCGUCCUGACCAUAAAUUAGUAACAGAUGGAAUUUACAAAUAUAUACGACAUCCCGGCUAUCUUGGAUUCUUUAUUUUUGCUAUUGGAACGCAAGUAUUUUUAUCAAACAUACUCUCACCAGUCGCAUUUGCUGUUACACUUUGGUAUUUCUUCAAGAGGAGAAUAGCUGAUGAAGAAUACACAUUAUAUACGUUUUUCGGAAAUGAUUACUUAAGGUAUAGAAGCAAGACACCCACAUACUUCCCAUUUAUUGAAUAA